CUUGCUGGUAGUUCUACCAUGAGGACUCAAAUCACGCGCGGCUGGCCGCCAAUCACCAGCUACCAAUCACCUGCCUACACCUGCUCUAUAAAGAGUAGUCUAACAUAUGUCUUGCUGCUCAGGUCUUCGUUCAACGCAUGAGCUGCUUACUGUGCUUUCGAUUCGCUAAAUCUCGUCGCAUAGUACCAUGUCGUUUAAUACAUACCCAGAGGCCGUAAUGUCGGAUUUCGAUGAGGACGCUUUUCCUCCAUCUCCUGCCGUAUCACGUAGGAGUUCGCGAAUCCAAUUAAAAUCGGCUUCUUGGGCGUCUUGGCCAACCAAAAAACUGCUGGAACUCCUGACCCAAGAAGGCGUCCCAGUGGAAGUCGGCUUGUCGCGGGCGGAUGCCCUGCAGCUUGCCGACACAGCGCUGGGGGAACAUCUCCACGCUCAACUCUCCCCAACGUUCACUCCGGAUGCCGCCGCCGCUGGCUCCGCUGCUGCGACGACUACAAAACCCGGCAAAAAGCGCGCUGGUCGGCUUACUACCUCCGGCCCGGCCAAGCGAGCGCGGAAAGCCGGUAAUUUCGUUCCACGGGAUCCUCAUCACCACCCCCAACAAAUCCCCGACGCGGACCUUCGCCAGGUUCUACACACCCUCGCCGAGUCGGUCCAAAGCCUCGGCGCCAGGAUGGAUGCUGUUGAAACACCAGGCCGCAUUCCCGGACGGGUCCAGGCCCUCAACCCGCCGUCGUUCAUCGCCACGGCGCCUUUUUCCUUCCAGCUACCAUCCGGCUCGGCUCCUUCCGCCUCCAUAGGCUAUGCUCCCGGCACGUGCUCGGGUACCACGGCUACUGCAGCCCCCGCGGUAGCCCCUUUCGCGUAUUCGCUCGCUACUGCUCUACCAGUCCAGCUCCAGGGUAGGAGCUUUAUUACGCCCGCCGCGGCUACGGUUUCUCAGACCACAAAAAAUAAUAUAAUCCAGGGCAGAGACGUUAAUCUCGCGGCGUUACUGUUACCCUCCCCCGCCAUAGAGCGUCAAUGGGUUGAUUGCGGUGACGUGUCCGUUCUUCUGAAAACGUCAGACCCUAGACUUACGCGUAAUCUCUCUUUUGGCGAGUUCGUCAUUACAUUCGGGAUUUACAGAGACAUUAUGUGCCAAGUUUAUCCGGAUAGGAGGGCAGAACUUGACGCUUACCUCGCUAUUAUCGCCGACCUCAACCAGCGCUACGCCGGAACGUUAUUUUAUGAAUAUCAUAAAGCAUUUUCUGCCAAGUCGGCCCAAUGGAUCUCCAUGCUUAAUGUGAGGAUUGAUUGGUCCACUACGGACACCGAGCUUCUGCUCCACCACUUCGGUGGCCAUCAGUCAAUUUCUUGCGCUAUCUGCAGUUCCCACGGGCACACAACGGUGCUAUGCCCCAAGACCGCUACUACCGCCCCCGUCUAUGCCCCUAAAACGCCACUCGUCCAUAGUGACGUUAACCUUUUGCAGGGACCCGCACCCGAAAACUACCUGCCCCCGCCGCCAAAGGCCGGCAAUUCAAGGGAGGGGCCAUCCCUCCAAGAGAUUUUAAAAUCUCACCCAUCUACCCCAAUUAACAUUGCUUCUCUUUCAUCAUUCCUCUCAUCGCACCCCGACUCCGGUUUUGAAUUCAGACGUCUAUGCCCCGCAGCGAAUACGGACCCAAUAAUCAGCCCACCCUUCCACGAACUCCGGCUGGAUUAG
Gadus chalcogrammus (walleye pollock) is the source of this 1705-nucleotide messenger RNA. RefSeq lists its product as uncharacterized. The record is from RefSeq and is a predicted model, not a curated record. The transcript has 3 exons. Bases 188 to 1705 code for a protein of 505 amino acids. Lineage: Eukaryota; Metazoa; Chordata; Actinopteri; Gadiformes; Gadidae.